This is a messenger RNA of Trematosphaeria pertusa, 1376 nucleotides long. RefSeq lists its product as uncharacterized. The coding region runs from base 99 to 1124 and encodes 341 amino acids. Lineage: Eukaryota; Fungi; Ascomycota; Dothideomycetes; Pleosporales; Trematosphaeriaceae. The record is from RefSeq and is a predicted model, not a curated record. The transcript is spliced from 2 exons.
GAUCUUGCAAGUCUUUGUUCUAGACUAGCGUUUAAGUCCUCCACCUCAGAAGCUCACCGCUAACUGCACCCCCAGAUUCAGAUGUCCAAAUCUUCAUAAUGUCUGCCCGGCUUUCCAAGUUUCAGCGGGCGCUCGCCGCAUCGCCAUUCCUCAUCCUCGCCAUCACUUGCUACCGCGCCAUGGACAUCGACAAGAUCAUCGCGCAUCAACUUCCUCACCUGGAGAAGGGCAAAAUCGGAUGGGACGGCGGCUCUCUUCCAUUCAAAGACUUCUACCACAUAAAGUUCCUCGACGACUUAUGGAGAGGCACCACUGCGUCGUUCUCGCCUUCGACCUUCGGAUACGACGCGCUGAGCUGGUGGCAGAUGUUCACCUUCCUGCAGGACCUGGGGCCACUGUACGCAAUGUGGCUACUGGAGUCGUAUCGCGAGGGAAAUCAAGGAACGCCGGCGUAUUUUCCUACUAUCUUCGCGUCCGCGGGCCAGCUCUUGGGAAUAGGACCCGUCGCUUCGAUUUUUUGCUUCCUCUGCUUUGUCUUCGCUCCGAGGGCAUCGCAUUCAGUCCUCGGAAGCCCCGUUCGCACUCCCAACGCCUUCAUCCUGCAGUCAGUGCUGUUGCUUUUUCACACGCUUCCUGCGUUCGGCGCUUUCUUGUCUCCCACCCUCGAAGGGAAGCAUUACUGGACCUGGGCCUGGCAAAUGGCACCAUUAUGGGUCGGCGUAGGAAACACCUUCUUCAACUACCUUACAAAGGGUGCCGCACCUCGCAUCCCACCCUGGGUUCCUCUAGCGGCCAUGAGCGCUAUCUCCGCAUCAACUUGGAUUUACACUCUUCGCGCGUCUCCGUAUACCUUAUGGGAGAUAUUCAUACCCGAAGCCGCCGUACAGACCGAAUUCGAGCCGCACAUGCGGAAAGCCUUGCAACUGGACUCGCUAUUUGGCUUCGGUAGCGGGUAUCUCUGGUUGGUGUACGCGUUCUAUGACCUGUGGGCUGCAGGAUUUGUGGGCAAGCAGUGGAUGGUUGUAGGGGCACUCAUUCCGGUUUUUGCCAUUUGUGUCGGGCCUGGGGCUGCUCUGGCUAUCGGGUGGGUUUGGAGGGAAUCGGUGUUACAGAGGGUUGCUUGACCUAUGCAAACGCUCGGUUCAGCCUUCACGAGGAGUCACUUCACAGUCACUACUCAUGAAACCCGACUUCGUACCUGAUUGCAACGCUUUGACAAUGCUCCCGCCCCCACCAAGCCCGUCAACCGCCAAUAGAAGUAUACACUGUUUAAACUUCCUUUUCGAUAGUUCUCAUCACUACCUUCCUAUCCUCUCUUCUCGCCACGACCGCAAGAAGAAGUACUGAACCAUACAUCAUAGUACAAUAUCCCAGUA